This is a messenger RNA of Drosophila montana, 1218 nucleotides long. RefSeq names its product bc10 (gene bc10). The coding region runs from base 205 to 444 and encodes 79 amino acids. The transcript is spliced from 2 exons. NCBI's taxonomy places the organism in Eukaryota, Metazoa, Arthropoda, Insecta, Diptera, Drosophilidae. The record is from RefSeq and is a predicted model, not a curated record.
CAGCGAUAACGAUAACAUCGUCAUAUGUGUAAAAUGUUUUAAGAAAUUAAGAAGCAUGAGAAAUGUGUGAUAAAAAAAAUAAGCACAAAAAAUUGACGCUGAAACUAGCAACGAGCACUCCAGACAGCCGGACUUGUGGCAGUUCUUAAUGUUUGCAGCAACAACAAAAACAAAUAAACGACACGUCAACGUUGCGGCCCGAAAAUGUAUUGCCUGCAAUGUUUACUCCCCGUAUUGCUCAUACCAAAACCCACAAACCCAGCGCUUAUGGAAACACAUGUCAUGUUCAUAGUGCUAUAUUUAAUAGGCUUCUUUCUGGAACGGAAGCCAUGUACGAUCUGUAGCCUGGUAUUUAUUACCGCCGUUUCGCUGUUCUGCUACAGCGGCGUGGGCAACUGCAUCUUCUGGGGCAACUGCGAGGGUCAUCAUUGCGAAAACGGUUAGACGCCGCCAACCCAAUUCAACAGCAGAAUACAGGAGUGCUAAAUAAUAAUUACGUUCGCGUUGCUACAGCUUUACAAUACAUACAAUUUGCAUACACAAACAAACCAACAAACAAUCAGUGAUAAAAGUGAGUGAGUCAACAAGAGAGGAGGAGAGCCGAAGCGUGUGGUGUGUACGUAACUUGUACGUGAAAGUUUGUAAACAGAAGAGGAAACUAUAUAUCUGCCCACUCAGAAAGCCAAAAGAAAAUAUAAACAAGUCCAUCCCAACGCGUUCGAUAGCCUGUUUCUAUUGCUGGUAUUUUUUCUUCAUGUAUUUUAAUUUAGCUAAAUUUUCUGCCCCUCGCCCCAAAUCCAAUUCGUAUUCAACUGUUUUAUUUAGAAUUAGAGGCGAGUUUCGUUUAACAAGCGCUACAAAAUGUAUUGUAAAUUUUCUGAUUACGAGGAGAGGUACCCCGUCAAUGCAACUUGAGAUUAGUCAUAUGUUAUUUAAAUAAACUAACUGUAAAAAAAUUAAAGGAAUUAUAAUAUUGCUGUGCGUCCUUGCUGCGCCAAUGGACGUUGAUAUCGGUUGUUCCCUGUCCUGUGCACAUGCAAAUUGUAUAUAUAUAUACACACACGACAUGCAUACAUAUAUACAUUACAUUUGAUUGAUAUAUAAAUGUAUAAAAUAAUCAAAAAAGAAAAAUGUUGGAUUUUUUUUUUACGAAUUGCACUUCGUAAACUUAAUUUAAGCAACGACAAAUUAUCCAAUUUGUUUGGACACGAGUUUAAA